Molecule: messenger RNA, 1960 nt
Organism: Rubroshorea leprosula
Lineage: Eukaryota; Viridiplantae; Streptophyta; Magnoliopsida; Malvales; Dipterocarpaceae
Source: the annotation of a GenBank genome assembly
ACCAGGACUAACUGUAAUGGUAUGAAUCGCUCCGUUGUUGGAGGUCUUUAGCUGGAACUUCUCAACGAAUAACGGUUACUGGAAUCCACAACCCAACACCAAUAGUCGGACUAUCCAACAAUGGAAGUAGUUAUAGCUUCAUCCUCAGACGACGCCGGCAUCGGUUGCUGGGACCUAAGAACGGGGGCCGAAAAACUCCGCUACAAAACCUGCGCCUCCCCUCCACAUGGACUCGUGUCUGUAGGUGGCCGCUUCCUUGCCUCUUCUCAGCUCCGUGAACCUUCAGCCUCCUCAGGCUCCGUCCUCUUUUGGUCCUGGUCUAAGCCUCAACCUGAAGUUAAGAGCUUUCCUGCAGAACCCAUUAAGCCACUUGCUGCCAACAGCUUAGGCACUUAUAUUGUUGGUGGAGGUUCAUCCGGCAAUAUUUACCUUUGGGAGGUUGCAACAGGUAGACUUCUAAAGAAGUGGAAAGCACAUCUUAGGGGAGUCACGUGCUUGGUUUUCUCUGAGGAUGAUUCCCUCCUUAUUUCUGGAUCAGAGGAUGGAUGCAUUAGAGUUUGGUCACUUUUCAGAAUCUUUGAUGAUGUUCAAAGCCAGCAGGCGAGUCAUCUCUACGAGCAUUCUAUUACAGAGCAUUCUCUGCCUGUAACUGACAUUGUCACAGGUUAUGGAGGAUGCAAUGCAAUUCUUGUGUCUGCUUCUAAGGAUAGAACGUGUAAGGUUUGGAGCUUAUCCGAAGGAAGAUUAUUAAGAAACAUUGUAUUUCCCUCUGAAAUUGAUGUAAUUGCUUUGGACCCUGGUGAACAUGUCUUCUAUGCUGGCAGUCGGGAUGGUAAUAUCUAUAUUGUAGCACUUCAUGCAGAAAGCAAACCUAGCAAAGUUUUUGGGAUGCAUAUCAUUGGUUUAUUAUCUGAUCACAGUAAGCCUGUGACUUGCUUGGCGUACAGUAAAGAAGGGAAUUCAUUGCUAUCUGGUUCAGAGGAUGGUAUGGUUAAAGUUUGGGACCUGAAAACCCAAAACAUCAUUCGCAUGUUCAGACAUGCAAAAGGUCCGGUGAACAAUAUUCUUAUUGUUAAACCACAGUCGUCCCCCAAUCUAUCAAAACGGCAUGGUUCACUGUUGCCACCUCCUCUAGAAAAAUAUGCCAAUUCAUCAGAUAAAGAGACAGAUAAUAAGGCCGUCAUUGCUCUUCAGGCUACUAUUAGUAGCACUCCCGAGCCAUUUUAUUAUAGUUCUCAAUUAAUCAAUGAUCACAUUAAAGAACUUCAGCAACAAGGUAGUGCUGCAGCUGAAAUAGAUGUGGAGAGGCUAAAGCUUGACUGCAAAAGAUCUAUGCAAAUGCUUCAGCAAUGGAAGAAAAUGUAUGACAAUUUGCAUGAGUUCUGUGUUGAUGAGCUCUUGGAUGGGCACCAAGUGCCAGGAUCCGAAGGAAACUCAGCCUGAGAUGGUUAACUUAGCAUAAAACGGUUACAAGUUUUCCUGGUACGGUGUCCUACCUAUGAGGUGGUAUUUGUCUAGUUUGAAAUCAUUUAUUUUGUUAGAAAAUUUUCCUUUUAAAAUUAGCAACACGAAGAUUGGCUUUCAUUUAUGUUUGCAAAUUAACAAUUGUGACAACAUGAAUUCUUUGAGGCAAUACAUACUACUUACCAUUAUAUUCUCCCAGCUCUGGUUUUGUAUUUUGCAUGGGACAAGAAUCCCUAGAAAAUUUUGCUCCACCAUAAAACUUUCAAGCAUUCGCUCGAAAAGUUAUGGAACAAUAUUAUCUAUCUAGCAUACUCUAGAAAGUGUUACCGAAAGAUUCAUUACAGAUGUAACUAUUCAUUUGUAAGUUGUAUGAGUGAAGAACCUUCCAUGAUUCCAUGAUUUUACUACAGAAUCUAAGCACAAGUGAGAUGUUAUGAGUUAAUUGCAAACUUAUAACAUUCAUUUCCUUAUAAUGGAGUAAAUUAUCUUUGCGCAU